This is a messenger RNA of Culex quinquefasciatus (southern house mosquito), 738 nucleotides long. RefSeq names its product doublesex- and mab-3-related transcription factor 2 (gene dmrt11E). Bases 1 to 687 code for a protein of 228 amino acids. Gene Ontology annotation, molecular function: DNA-binding transcription factor activity, RNA polymerase II-specific; RNA polymerase II cis-regulatory region sequence-specific DNA binding. The record is from RefSeq and is a predicted model, not a curated record. Gene Ontology annotation, biological process: regulation of transcription by RNA polymerase II; sex differentiation. Lineage: Eukaryota; Metazoa; Arthropoda; Insecta; Diptera; Culicidae. The transcript is spliced from 2 exons. Gene Ontology annotation, cellular component: nucleus.
AUGACAGAUCAGGAAAUCAAACACCUGCGAACGCCCAAAUGUGCCCGUUGCCGCAAUCACGGCGUAAUUUCUUGCCUCCGAGGGCACAAAAAGUUGUGCAGGUGGCGCGAGUGUUGCUGCCAGAGCUGCUUGCUCGUUGUGCAACGUCAACGGAUUAUGGCGGCACAGGUGGCGCUGCGAAGACAGCAGCAGCAGCAGCAGGCUGGCAGCACUGCUGGUGGAACCGGAAGUGGUCAAGGAAGCAACGAAAGUGGGUCUGCUAGCAGUGUUGGUGGUGGAAGUGGGAAAGUGUUGAACAUGGAAGAGCUGAUCAUUCAGAAGCAGAUUUACAGCCAACAGUUGAAGGGGGUGCAGAAAUCGAAGCAGGCCAGCAGGAAUAUGCUUUAUGAUUCCCGCACCCGGUUCGCGCCCUUCUUUGAGUCCCCGCUGACGGAGCGAAUCCGCAAGCGACGUGCCUUCGCCGACAGCCACCUCAUGAGUGCUCCGAUUCUGGUGAAACUUCCCAGCCCGCCUCCAGCCGCUCCUCCGCUGGUGGUGGUUCCCUUCAAACCGGUGAUGCUGCCCCCGUUGGAGUUUGUCCAGCAGAGCAUGAUCGAGCAGCACCUGCGGCGGAUUGGAACCGGUUCCGAGCUGCCCCCGAAACCGAAGCUGUCCUUUUCGAUAGAAUCUAUUAUUGGGGUUAAGUAAGGGAAGGGAGUUUCUUUCCAAUCAAGAGUCAAGAACCAGUGACGUAAUUUG